Messenger RNA from Culex pipiens pallens (northern house mosquito), 1944 nucleotides. It is a transcript of the gene Ldsdh1, whose product is annotated as short-chain dehydrogenase/reductase family 16C member 6. The transcript has 5 exons. Gene Ontology annotation, cellular component: lipid droplet. The record is from RefSeq and is a predicted model, not a curated record. Bases 463 to 1551 code for a protein of 362 amino acids. NCBI's taxonomy places the organism in Eukaryota, Metazoa, Arthropoda, Insecta, Diptera, Culicidae. Gene Ontology annotation, molecular function: oxidoreductase activity, acting on the CH-OH group of donors, NAD or NADP as acceptor.
GCGUUCUAACCGCUAGCGGGCGUGGAAGCUCUUUACUCGAAGACCUGGUCUGAAGAUCUGCUCGGAAGGUUCUGUUUGAAGAGGAGUGUUUUUUUUUUCUCGAAGAGAGCAUCGUAGUUUCGUCGAGUAGUGGCGUUCGCACGUGAGCUGAAUAUCAUUCGUUUUAGUCGCAACUACUAGCAACAAUCUGUUAGUGCAGUUUCGCGGUGCAGUUCAGUGUCGCGAAAUACACAAGGGGGCACCCGCGCGCUCGAUAUAUCACCCUCAUUUUGUUUAGUGUGAAAUUGGACGUGAUUUGAAAAAGAGGACGACGACGCCGCCGUGGCCCACACACGCAGGCCCCUCGUACUUUCCAGAAUAUUGACCGAAUUUUGCAAAGUAUAUUGUGCAAAGUUUAGUAGUCGGUUGAGGUUGGAAGUUAAAGUUUGGAAUAGUUGAGUGCGUACGGAUUUAUCGAUCAAGAUGAAUUUAAUUCAGGAUGACAACAUCGAUAAUGCGCUGUCGGUGUUUCGAAGUGAACGCCAAUUCCUGGAAGACUCCCAGGUGCGGAUACCGCCCAAGCCAGCCUCGUUCGGCAAGGGGUCCGCCAACGCCAAAACUGAGGGGGCCUCCUCGCCCAACAAGCGGCCCAACGCCGGCAUCAAGAUCUACAACCUGAUCAUCCUGCUGGUGGACAUCGUGGUGAUGCUGGUCCGCUGGAUCUACUUCACACUGGAGUCGAUCUACCUGCUGGUGGUCCCGCCGAAGCCCGUCGACGUGAGCAAGGACGUGGUGCUGAUUACGGGCGCCGGCCACGGCAUUGGCCGCUCGCUGGCCCAGCAGUACGCCGCCCUCGGCGCAACCGUCGUCUGCGUCGACAUCAACGACAAGAUGAACCAGGAAACGGUCGCCGCGAUCAAGCAGCAGAAGGGCAACGCCUUUGGCUAUGUGUGUGACGUGACGAACCGCGAGCAGAUCAUCGAGGUGCAGAAGACUGUCAAGCAGCAGGUAGGAGUGGUGACCAUUCUGGUCAACAACGCCGGAAUCAUGCCAACGCAUCCGCUGUUCCAGCAGACGGAGAAUGAAAUCCGGAAGACGUACGAAAUCAACGUGAUGGCACACUUCUGGAUGCUCCAAACCUACCUGCCCGACAUGAUCCAAAAGAACCGCGGCUUCAUCGUCGCCCUGUCCUCGAUCGCCGGCCUGAUCGGCCUCAACAACCUUGUUCCGUACUGUGGCAGCAAGUACGCCGUCCGCGGCAUCAUGGAAUCCCUGGCCGAGGAACUCCGCCAAGACCCGCGCAAGCCCGCAAUCCGCUUCACCAGCGUGUACCCGUACAUGGUCGACACGGGCCUGUGCAAAAAGCCCAAGAUGCGCUUCCCCAGCCUGAUGGGCCUGGUCAAGCCGGACGAAGCCGCGGCCGCCAUCAUCGACGGCCAGCGGCGGGGCCUGGAGGAGGUUUCGAUUCCCAAGUACCUGAUCUACCUGAACGCGUUUGUGCGAUGCUUCCCGGGCAAGGCCGCGAACCUGCUGCGGGACUUCCUGGACAGUGGCGUCGAGUCGGAUCUGUGAGCGGGGACGAAUUCACACGCAGUUGCUUGGUUUUAGGUUAUUAAGUGAUUAAUUUCUGUUCUGUUCCUAAUGGACUGUGUACAAGUUAGGGAAUCUCAAAUUGCAGCAGUUUCUUGAUAUUUGUUUAAUUUUUUAAUGAAUGUAGAAGUUACAAAUACACAAAAGGGCAAGAUUUACAUCACAAAUACACGCAGUACGUAAACGUAGAUUACACUCGAUUAGCACAACUAGAAGAACAAUAAAAAAGGAGGGGUUGAGAACGUAUUCAGUGAAUAUAAUGAAAGGUUCACUAGUUUUUUAAAGUUAACAUGAAGAAAAAAAUUCUGCCUUUUACAGAUCUUUACCGAUAAGUAUGGAGAAAUGAGAUAAUAAAAAUGAAAAUUAUUAAAAUUC